Mycena citricolor is the source of this 990-nucleotide messenger RNA. The record is from the annotation of a GenBank genome assembly. Lineage: Eukaryota; Fungi; Basidiomycota; Agaricomycetes; Agaricales; Mycenaceae.
AUGGACGUAUAUGUUCAGAUCACGGGUCUGGACUCAGGAAAAACGCGCAGAGUCAAGGCGCUGCUCGAUUGUGGCUGCAGUACCUGCUGCAUCGAUACCGACUACGCGCGGGCAGAGAAGCUGGAUAUCCAAGAGCUUCCGCAACCCAUUGUGGCUCGUAACGCCGACAACACCGAGAACAUCAGCGGUCGGAUCACGCAUUACGUUGAGCUAAGGAUGAAAAUCGGUCCUCAUGUGGAGACACGCACGUUCCUUCUGACGUGCCUAGGGAAGGCCCGGAUCUUCAUUGGUCUUGAUUGGCUGAUGGAACACAACCCGGAGGUGGAUUGGCAGGAGCAGACGAUGAGAUUCAGCCGAUGCCCAGAACUGUGUCACAUGAGGGGUCACAAGGAACACCAAGCAAUGAUUGACAUGGAUGCAAUCGACCUGGACACGGGCACACCGGAUCUGGAAGAGGGAGAAUCGAUCCUGUUGGUCGAUUUUGGGAAGGAAGUGGAUCUGCGGCUGAAGGAAACGCCGGCGCAGAAAUUCGCAGAAGAAGCGGAAAAAGAGAAGGAGAGGAUGACCGAAGGGAAGAUUCCGGAUCAAUACCGGGAAUUCGUCAAAGUAUUUGCCAAGGAAUCAUUCGACUCACUACCGGACCGACGAACCUGGGACCACGCAAUCGAACUCAAACCAGGAUCCAAAGCAGUGGACUGCAAGGUUUACCCGCUAUCACGAAACGAACAGGUCAAACUCGACGAGUUCUUACAAGAGAAUCUAGCCAGCGGACGGAUCAGGCCAUCAAAAUCACCCAUGGCAUCAGCAUUCUUCUUUGUCAAGAAAAAGGAUGGCUCCCUACGCCCCGUCCAAGAUUAUCGAAAGCUGAAUGAGAUGACAAUCCGGAAUCGAUACCCGCUGCCGCUGAUCUCCGAAUUGGUCCAUAAUCUAUGCGGCGCCAAGUUCUUCACAAAACUUGACAUCCGGUGGGGAUACAACAACGUACGGUGA